Messenger RNA from Saccostrea cuccullata (small rock oyster), 1374 nucleotides. Its product is annotated as zinc finger protein 224-like. The record is from RefSeq and is a predicted model, not a curated record. The transcript has a single exon. The coding region runs from base 1 to 1374 and encodes 457 amino acids. Gene Ontology annotation, molecular function: chromatin insulator sequence binding. Gene Ontology annotation, cellular component: chromosome. Lineage: Eukaryota; Metazoa; Mollusca; Bivalvia; Ostreida; Ostreidae. Gene Ontology annotation, biological process: regulation of transcription by RNA polymerase II.
AUGACGAUUUUUGAUCAAACUUACGCAGUAUUUUCCCCGAAAUUUCGCGAGGAGUUCUACAAUUUUCCAAAUGAUGCAAUGUUCCAAAGAAUAUGUGACUGUGUCGGUGUUGUAUACGUUCAAGAAGACGACGGUGAUAAGUUACUGGGUUCGUGGGAGUCCGUGAAAAAGGCACACGAUGUUCUUGCAGCUUACCUUUUACUUAAAUCAUUGAGUACCCCAAUGGCCUUUUCUGACAAAUCGGAGAAAACUUCUCUCUUAACCAGCACGGAUUUUGACAAGAGUGAAAGACGAACCUCGCCCAGUGCAACCGAGACCCAUGUCAGCUUUGCUUCAGCACCCUCGGGCUUCAACAUGAAUGGUGAAGUUUUUCAAAAAGACUACAUGCACUUUGAGGAGGGAGAUGAAUCUUUUGACUUAGAUCCUCACUAUAAAGCAGAGCUUGGCAAAGUUAAACCACAGUAUGAUGACGAAGGUCGCGUUGUAUACAACUGCGACAUAUGCAGUUACUUUGGACACAAGAGACACAACCUAGUGGUGCAUAAAAUUCGCACACACAUUCGUCCAUAUAAAUGUGGAAAUUGUGGCAGAGGUUUUGGAUUACGUAAAGAUCUCCGCCGACACCACAACAACAAACGCAAUUGCUCCAGCUAUGGAAAGGAUUACAAAAGACAUUGUGGAGAAAGAAGACUAAAGCUGAAAGAUUUGCGGUUUUUAAAUUUGGAUGACACAAGUCAACAGGAGGCAAGUUCAAUUAAUUAUGCAAAUCUUCCUGAAAAUGCCAGCAAAGAUGACACUGACAGUUCCACAUUUGUCGGAAAAGAUACAGAACAAAAUACACUCAAUACCAUAGAGUCUAAUCCGAAUCAUAAAAGGGGCAUAAAUAUUGCUGGUGCAGAAAUAUUUAAUAAAUACCAUCCAUCUGUUUUAGAUAAAGAACAAUGUAAUUCUGAAUUUGAAGGCAAUAAAACAUCACAUCAAGAAGAGGGAAAUCUUUCAUCUAGUAAUAUUGAUACAGAAAAAAUAUUUGUGAAAGCUGAACCAGUUGAAUUUACAGCCAGUCAAGCUAAUGAAAAUCAUUACAAUUCCUUUUCUAUCCAUUCAGAGCCUUGGAAUAAAGCAACAUUCCACAAAAAGCCUAGUAAUCCAGAGCUAAUAGAAGGGGGUCAAUUCAAGUGUGCCAUUUGUAAUUUCAGUUCUCUAAAAAAGCAGCAAGUUGAGGAUCAUACUAAGAGAGUGCACUGUAAAAUAUUUGAAUGCACUAUUUGUGGAUCAAUGUUUGGUAUGAAGAAGGACCUGAAUCGUCACUAUCGUAGAACCCAUAGAAUACAUUUUAAAUGUCGAGGCAAGGAGUCUCAUGGAUAUGCAGACUAA